AUGGAAGACACGCAUGUACGACGCCGCAAGACGCGGACGAGGAUGCCCAACUUUCGGGAGAUCAAGCUCAUUCGAGACAGAGAGUCCAAGAGAAUCAUAAGACAGCAAUAUAUUGCCGACUGCAGGGCACUCAAGGACGAACUGGCCGAGUUGACAGGUCGGUUACGUGCUCUCCAGAACGCACGAACGUCAGUGUCGUCGCUGCCGUGGCAUGAAGUAGCCACGUCCAUGAGUGAGGCCAUGGAAGAAAGCCUAUCGGAAUCCAAACGCCUUCAGCUGCAUGUGGCGCGUGCUAAGCUCGUGAGCGCUCGUUUGGUGCAGUGGAUACAGUCCUCAGUGGCGCCCGACCUGAAAAUGUACUGGACGAGCCACCACCACAUGCGCCGGUUCUCCAACUUAGCGGAGGACAGCAUGCAUGUCCACGUGUCCACGCGGUGCAGCUUUGUGAUCAUUCAAACGUCGAUCGAAGCGGAUAUGCCAAGGGUAGCGUAUGCACUGUUUCAAGCCACGCUGGGAUUGAAGGCGCUUACCAAGACGUUGGCUCGCGUAUGCGCAUACGGCAAAGUCGUGUGA
Messenger RNA from Aphanomyces astaci, 573 nucleotides. RefSeq lists its product as hypothetical. The coding region runs from base 1 to 573 and encodes 190 amino acids. The record is from RefSeq and is a predicted model, not a curated record. The transcript is spliced from 3 exons. Lineage: Eukaryota; Oomycota; Saprolegniomycetes; Saprolegniales; Verrucalvaceae.